CCUAGAAACAGAAGCCAGAGUAAGAAGAAGGAAAUGGUGAGGAGGGAAGAGCGGUCAGGGUGAUAAUGAAAAUGGAGGCGCAAAAGCCUCUAGGCCGCAUGCAAGCAGAGGGAACACGGAGCGUCAGGAAAGACCCGCACAUCCUCCAGGCUGGGAGUAUCGGAGAAGUCCUUCAGAGGAUCCCAGGGGCACAGCUGGUUAAACAAGAACCUUGUGAGGGGGUAUUUCAGCAUUGGGAAACCCAAUGGCAGGAGUUUCUGAAGAUGGUAGAGUCCCCUCAGUCGCAUUGGGCGAUCCCACAGUUGCCAGAGGAGCCCAGGCCGUGGGAUGAUACAAAAGCCUUUUUGGUCUCCUUUGAGCAAGUGGCUGAAGCGUGCCGGUGGCCCAGGGAAGAGUGGGUGACCCGACUCCUGCCAGCCCUUGGCGGUGAAGCUGAGCAGGCCUUCGUUAGGCUGGACGCCAGGGACAGAGAGGACUAUGGGAAAGUGAAGGCGGCCAUCUUGCAAAGGGAUGCCUUGAGGAGGGAGAACCAGCGUCAGCACUUCAGGCGUUUCUGCUACCAGGAGGCCGAGGGGCCGAGAGGGGCUUACAGCCAGCUCCGGGAACUUUGCAACCAGUGGUUGAAGGUCGAGAGGCACUCCAAGGAGCAGAUCUUGGAGCUGCUGAUUCUGGAGCAGUUCCUGACUGUCCUGCCGCCGGAGAUCCAGAGCUGGGUGAGGGAACGCAGUCCGGAGACCUGUGCCCUGGCAGUGGCCCUGGCUGAGGAUUUCUUACAGAUGCAACAAGAGGCCAACAGGCAGGAGCAGCAGAUGCUGAUUCUCCUAGAGGAGGCAGACACCAAUUCCUUGGAGGUGGAGCGGGAGCCAUCUGUACCAGGAGAGAGAGAACCACAGCAGGAAGUCAAGCAGGAGUGUGACGGGAAUGGGAGGUUGCUAGACUACAUGGAGACGAGUGAGUGUGAUGAGGAGAACAGCAGCCAGCUUGAAAACUCUGAGGUGGCGGAGGUGGACGCGGCCUUCCAAAGGAGAGUGACAGAGGACGUUUCCCAGGACUGGGAAGCAGGGGAAACGUCUGAGGAUCAGCCCGGCUCAAAGAGACAGCAGUGGAACCACCCAAGGCAUCGGACAAUUCCAUGUGUUCCCGGUGUGUCCAAUAAGGCCCUCAGUGAAAGUCUAGUGUGGUACAAAGGCAAGGCCCGUGUUAUUCCUGAGGAAGGACUCAGGGAGGGCUUGGGACUACCCAAACAUAAAAGAGGCCAGGAGACGCCAUUUCAGUGCCCCGAGUGUGGGAAAAGCCUCAGUCGCAAAGACCAUCUUAUGAGACACCUGCGUAUCCACGUAGCGGAAAAACCCCACAAAUGCCCUUACUGUGGGAAAACGUUCCUUGAGAGGUCGGACCUGAUCAGGCACGAGAGAACCCACACAGGGGAGAGGCCGUAUAAAUGCUCUUUCUGUGAGAAAAGGUUCAGUCACAAAUGGCUGCUUAUAAAACAUGAACGGACCCACACGGGAUAGAGAACUCCACAGGUGUUUGAGGGGGUGGGGGAGAACCAAUACCAGCUAGUUUUAUCAUAAAAGAAAUGUAGCUCAGAAUGAAACUGGUGUAAAUGUUUAGUGUGUAGGAGGGGGUUUCGUCGGCUGGCCAGGCAUUUCUUACUGAGCAUCAGAGAAUCAUAAAUGAAGAUAAGCCCCAGACCUAAUGGGGUCAAACAACGUUAAACCAUGGUUUAGCGUUACACACAUGACAUUCCCCUUUCCUCCAUGCA
Elgaria multicarinata webbii is the source of this 1765-nucleotide messenger RNA. Its product is annotated as zinc finger and SCAN domain-containing protein 16-like. The transcript has 4 exons. NCBI's taxonomy places the organism in Eukaryota, Metazoa, Chordata, Lepidosauria, Squamata, Anguidae. The record is from RefSeq and is a predicted model, not a curated record. Bases 66 to 1514 code for a protein of 482 amino acids.